AUGACAGGAAGAAAGGGUCAAGAGCAGCGCAGCACUGGCGCUGGCCGUCAACAGUUCGAGUUCAUCUCUGUGUCUGGGACGAAUAUUCGCGGCAACGCAGAAACACGGCGGCGCGUGAGGAGUCGUGCGCAAGCUGACUAUCGUCGGCGCAACCCACCUCCCCCGCGGAACGCCUUGACGGUUGACUUGGAUGUUGGAUCAUGGCUACAGGCUUUGUCGCGCGAAGCAGCGACCAGGCCGCCGCAUCAAGGACUGGAGUCCGCGGGGAUGCAACCAGUGUUGCAAUCUACCGAAAUGAUGCAAAUAAACACAAACGAAUUUGGUCCUAUCAGUGCAGAGAAUAGCGCGAGCAUUUUUGAGCUGGUGCCCGCAGACCAGAGACCAAGAGUUCGUCAGCUAUGGAAUCACUUAUAUGGAGGCUGUGUCGUCUUCAAAUCUAUGAUUGAAAUUGGAUUUUUCAAUCUGUUACAAGGCUCCGCGUCACUUACACAAAUGCUAUCAUCGUCAGCGUGGCAUAUGAAGAGUUCAAGUACCGAAGACGACGAGAGCAGCAUAGAUUAUGCCAGAUACUCUCUGAUGGCUACCAGAGCGCUACGGCGUCGACUGGAUGACCCCGUUCAAAGGGCCAGUCUAGAGACCAUCACAGCAAUCCUUGCGUUUGCGGCUUUCGCAAAUUUAACUAGCAACCCGCAGCUGAUCAACGUUCACCUUGACGGACUUUCUCACGCCAUCAGCAGUGUGGGUGGCCUGGCAGCACUCCGGCAUUUACCUGUUAUUCAAGUAAUGAUGUAUUGGAUCGAUGUCCGAGGUAGCUAUCUGCAGGAUAGAAAACCGCGUUAUCCACAGCCAUAUGAAAUCCUAUCAACAGAGAGUAAAAUUCGAGUCGCACCGAUGCCCACCGUGGAACAGUUAGGUAGCAAUGGCUUGCUAAGCCAAGAUCCGGCCGUGAGACACAUUUUUGAAGCCAUACAGGAGGUCAAUUCUCUCAUAAAUGCUGAAGCAUAUGCUCUAGGCGAUGCAUUUUGGCAAAGCGUCCUCUUCCCAGGCUUUCAACUAGCUCCGAUCCUUUACGACCUCUUAUCACUGCCCCGAGUUACACAUGGUAUGUCUAGUAAAAUCUUAAUUCGAAGAGAAUGUUUUCGAUUAGCUGGUAUCCUCUACAUUAGCGAAGUUCGCGCAAAAUUUGGGAUGGAUAACACCGGGGCCACCUCAUUUGCCCAAAAAUUGCUACGCAGCUUAAAGAGCCCCGAGAUGCUCAGCUCAUGGGAGUCUGAUAACUUUUUCUUAAUAUGGAGUCUCACUAUUGGCUCUGUUUCAUUAUGCGUACCUGAAGCUCUGCGCCUGGAGUUUAUGGACAUGCUGGCAGAACGCCUAACACAUUCACUUCCUGACGUUUUACCGACAGCGUCUCGGUUGUUCAUAUGA
Molecule: messenger RNA, 1425 nt
Organism: Trichoderma asperellum CBS 433.97
Lineage: Eukaryota; Fungi; Ascomycota; Sordariomycetes; Hypocreales; Hypocreaceae
Source: RefSeq, a predicted model, not a curated record